This is a messenger RNA of Adelges cooleyi (spruce gall adelgid), 6175 nucleotides long. Its product is annotated as collagen alpha-1(III) chain-like. The record is from RefSeq and is a predicted model, not a curated record. Gene Ontology annotation, cellular component: basement membrane. The coding region runs from base 170 to 5572 and encodes 1800 amino acids. The transcript is spliced from 48 exons. Lineage: Eukaryota; Metazoa; Arthropoda; Insecta; Hemiptera; Adelgidae.
GGAGGUUUAUGUUCUUUACGCCGGAACAAACCAGUCCGCAAACAACACACUCGCGAUUGUUAUUAUAAACACUCUCUGUUGUCUGUAGUGUACACACUGUCUUGCGUAUUUAAGAUUGAAACAACCGGCCGUCCGGGUUCCAAAAGGCCAAGCCCGCGAUAGUCCGGAUAUGGACAAGUGCCCGAACACCAGAAUGUUCCUAGGACUUCGUAUGAAUGUUUUCCUAGCUUUUAUUGCUUUUUUUGGAAUUCAACAAGCAAUUUCUCAAAAAGUCAACCCCAAUGAUUUGGAAGUUGUACUUAAUCUUGAGGAUAGCAACAAAACUCAAUACCAUGAACAGAAUUUUGAAACCAUGGCCUACAUAUUCGGUUACGAAGUAGGACCAAAUGGACAAUUUCAUCAUGAGAAUAAAGGUCCCGAUGGAUUCACGUAUGGUUGUUAUGGAUACGUAGAUCCAGAUGGAAAUUUACAAGCCACACAUUACUUAUCAGAUGGCUGGGGUUACAGAGUAGUAACUCCUGGCCAAUCAGUGGAAAUAUUUCACCAUCAUCACGAGGAAGGUCACGAAGAAAAUCACGUAGCUGAGGGUUCGAGUGGUUCCGAACACGAACACCACGGUCAUCAUGGAGUGGUUACGCAAUGGAAUGAUUUAUUCUUUCCGAAAGGUUGUGGAGGAGGACGCCCCAUCGAGGGAUCUGGACAAUUGGGUGGAUCAGGAUCAUCAGGCUACCCCAGUGUCAUAGGAACAGCUAAACCAAGUCCCACGGGAAAACCAGGAUCACCAGGCACUCCAGGUGGUCCAGGCGCUCCCGGAGCUCCAGGUAUUCCGGGAUCGGCAGGUUCACCAGGAUCUUCAGGGUUUCCGGGCUCUUUUGGAUACCCAGGAGCUCCAGGCUUACUGGGAACACCAGGUGCACCAGGAUCUCCAGGUACACCAGGAUCUCCAGGUGCACCAGGAUCUCCAGGAUACCCAGGUUCACUAGGAUCACCGGGUACUCCAGGAUCCCCAGGUUCACUAGGAUCACCGGGUACUCCAGGAUUCCCAGGAUCUCCAGGAUUCCCAGGCUCACUCGGAGCACCAGGUUCUCCGGGCUCCCCAGGUGAGCCAGGAUCUCCAGGAUCGCCAGGAUCAACAGAAGAAGAAGAAUCUGAGUCCCCUGGAUCUUUUGGAUCACCAGGAUCUCCAGGAUCACCAGGAGCGCCAGGCUCCCCAGGGGCACCAGGCUUACCAGGAUCUGGAUACCCUGGAUCUUUUGGAUAUCCAGGAUCACCAGGAUCACCGGGGGGCCCAGGUAUACCAGGAGCCCCAGGCUCGCCAGGAGCACCGGGUUUUGUAUACCCUGGAUCUUUUGGAUAUCCAGGAUCACCAGGAUCACCGGGGGGCCCAGGUAUACCAGGAGCCCCAGGCUCGCCAGGAGCACCAGGAUCUGGUUACCCUGGAUCUUUUGAAUAUCCAGGAUCACCAGGAACUCCAGGAACUCCAGGCACGCCAGGAAAACCAGGCUCGCCAGGAUCUCCCGGUUCGCCAGGUACACCAGGAUUUCCUCCAUACAAUAAACCUUCACCCUUUCCAGGUUCACCAGGAUCACCAGGUUCCCCAGGACUUCCAGGUCAACCGGGAACAUCAGGAUCUCCUUUACCAGGAACAUACCCGGGUGGCCCAGGAGUGCCAGGAGCACCAGGAGCACCAGGAACCCCAGGAACACCAGGAAAACCGGGUACACCAGGAUCACCAGGUACAUCUUACCCUAAACCAUCGCCAUACCCAGGAAGUCUAGGAACUCCAGGAUCUCCGGGAACCCCAGGGACUCCAGGAUUACCGGGAGCUCCAGGAACACCAGGUUCAUCUUACCCUAAACCCCCUUCAAACUCUGGACCAAUUUAUCCAGGUGGUCUAGGUUCGCCAGGCACCCCAGGUACCCCAGGCUCACCGGGUUUACCAGGAGCACCAGGAUUACCAGGCUCAUCUUAUCCUAAGCCACCCUCAUACCCAGAAUCUGCUUAUCCAGGUGGUCCAGGGUCGCCAGGUGCCCCAGGAUCUCCAGGAGCACCAGGUUUGCCAGGUUCAUCAUACCCAAAACCACCACCGUAUCCAGCACCAGCUUAUCCAGGUGGCCCAGGGUCACCAGGAUCACCAGGUUCUCCGGGUCUUCCAGGAACACCAGGAUUCCCAGGUUCGUCUUAUCCUAAACCGUCUCCGUAUCCAGCACCAGCUUAUCCAGGUGGCCCAGGGUCACCAGGAUCACCAGGUUCUCCGGGUCUUCCAGGAACACCAGGAUUACCAGGUUCGUCAUACCCUAAACCACCACAACCAUAUCCAGGAUACCCGGGAUCAUCAGGUUCACCAGGUUCUCCAGGUCUACCAGGAAAGCCAGGUACUCCAGGUUUCCCAGGCUCAUCGUACCCUAAACCAACUCCCUAUCCAGGUGGCCCAGGAUCACCGGGUGCCCCAGGUUCUCCAGGUCUACCAGGAACGCCAGGUUUUCCAGGUUCAUCUUACCCAAAACCGUCAGCGUCCCCAGGAUCAGCGUAUCCAGGUGGUCCAGGAUCUCCAGGCUCACCGGGACUCCCAGGUUCGGCGGGUCUUCCAGGAGCACCAGGUUCGCCGUAUCCUAAACCAUCGCCAUACCCAGGCGGUCCAGGGUCACCAGGUGCCCCAGGAUCUCCAGGCCUUCCAGGAACACCAGGACUCCCAGGUUCGUCUUACCCUAAACCACCACCAUACCCAGGUUCUGCAUACCCAGGUGGACCAGGAUCUCCAGGUGCCCCAGGUUCUCCAGGACUUCCAGGGACGCCAGGAUUCCCAGGUUCUUCUUAUCCAAAACCAUCCCCAUAUCCAGGUUCAGGAUACCCAGGUGGACCAGGAUCUCCAGGUGCCCCAGGUUCUCCAGGACUUCCAGGAACGCCAGGAUUCCCAGGUUCUUCUUAUCCAAAACCAUCCCCGUAUCCAGGUUCAGGAUACCCAGGUGGACCAGGAUCUCCAGGUGCCCCAGGUUCUCCAGGACUUCCAGGAACGCCAGGACUUCCAGGUUCUUCUUAUCCAAAACCAUCCCCGUUUCCAGGUUCAGGAUACCCAGGUGGACCCGGAUCUCCGGGAGCACCAGGUGCUCCAGGUUCUCCAGGCUUACCAGGUAAACCAGGAUCUUCAGGAUUUCCAAGUACAUCUUACCCGAAACCACCUACUUACCCAGUGACACCCGGAUAUCCAGGAUCUCCCGGAUCUCCAGGAAAACCAGGAACACCAGGACUUCCGGGUACCCCUUCAAGUGGGUACGGUCAGCCGACUUUAGCCCCUUAUCCAGGACAACCAGGCCAACCAGGCACUCCAGGUUUACCAGGCUCGCCAGGAUUACCGGGAUCACCUUACUACCCGAAACCUUCUCCACCUACAAGCUACCCGGCCGGGCCAGGUCAACCCGGAGCUCCAGGUUUACCAGGCACACCAGGAAAUCCAGGUACACCAGGUCUUCCAGGCUCAUCGUAUCCAACUUCUCCAUCAUAUCCUGAGUCAAGCAAUCAAUUUGGAAGUUCCACUCCAUAUCCCUUACCAGCUGGUUAUCCAGGACAACCUGGAACUCCGGGCUUGCCAGGUAAACCCGGUACAUCAGGAGCAUCAGGGUCACCAGGUCCAUCUUACCAAAAACCCAAUUACUCUUCAGUAAAACCAAGCCCAACUAGUCCAUACCCUAGUUCACCAUACCCAGGACAACCAGGAACCCCAGGUUUACCAGGUAAACCAGGAACUCCAGGAGUCCCGGGCACUCCAGGCUUACCUGCCGAACCAAUUUACCAAAAACCAAUAUCGCCGCCAGAGCCAUCUUACCCUGCUUAUCCAUUGCAGCCAGCCUUCCCCUCUUAUCCAGGAAGUCCAGGUCAACCAGGAACUCCUGGUACUCCAGGAUCUCCAGGGACUCCUGGUUUUCCGGGUUACCCCGCCGAACCAGCGUAUGAAAAACCAAUUCCACCGCCUAAGCCAUUAUACCCUGCUUAUCCAUCCCAGCCAUCUUACCCAAUAGCACCAUCAGGAUAUCCAGGUUCACCAGGUUCUCCAGGUGGACCCGGCGCUCCCGGCCUUCCUGGGUCACCAGGUGGCGUUGAGAUAUUGCCCACUGGAGAUUACGGACUACCAAGUAGCACAACCAGCUAUCCAGGGUCUCCAGGACAACCGGGUAGUCCAGGAACACCAGGUAUUCCUGGAUCACCAGGACUUCCAGGAUCGCCUAGCUAUCCCAGCUUCCCUUCACCUCAAAAACCAUCAGGAUACCCAUCUUCUCCUAGUCCCCUACCUUCAUAUCCAAGUCAACCUGAUUAUGGUGCACCACCGCCAUAUGGCUAUCCUGAAAUAUUCUUCUCGGGCUAUCCGCAACCAACUCCUGCCGGGCCUAUUCCAAGUUAUCCUCUAGAAGGAUCACCAUCAUCUGGAUAUCCUGGAUAUUUUGAGGUAUAUCCAAGCCAAAACACAUACCCUGUACAACCACAACAGUAUCCGGAUUCUGGAGUAUUCGGAGGAUAUCCAAAUAAUAAACAUAUUUACAGCUUCCCUCAAACGAACGUUGGAUACCCAGAAUUAGAGAAGAAACCUAAGGUGCCCCAAGUUACAAGUCCAGCACCUACAUAUUCUCCUACCCCAUCUUCUGGAUACCCUAGCAAAUCUAGUCAACCAUCAGAAUAUUCCAGUACACCGAGUGUCAUUGAUGUACGCAUAGUCGUGCCAAAUGAACCUGAAAGUAACAAUGGACAAAAAGCAGUUGAUCUUAAUGAAUACGAGUAUUCUAGCUCCUCUACAACAUAUCCAAGUUCGCCAAAACCACAGUUUACUAACAGUCCAACGAAAUCAACUCCAAAGCCACAAUAUUACAGUAACCCAACGUUUAAGCCACAAUAUUUUAGCAGCACUACACCUAAUACACAAUACUUAGAAAAAUCUACUCCUAAACCAACAUACCACUCUGGUGAAGAAUCCAAACUUGUGAUAUUGUCUGGUAAGCCUGAACCGGUAACUCCCAAAUACGCACCUACUCAACCAGAUUAUACGUCCAGUCCAGAGGAAUUUACAACCAUAAAAUCAUUUGAAGAACAGUAUAGCACCUUAUCACCUGAAACUACCUCAAAUGUCGAUGUUAUACCGUACCCUGUACCAAUUGUUCCGAAUCCUGGAUCUUGCCCUUGCUAUUUCAUACCACCGACUAACGACUCAAAUAGUCAACAACAACAACAACAACCAUCUACAAUUGACUUAAAUAACUUACCGCCUGGUGCUGUGAUUGGCUAUGUUCCAGUGGUAUUUUAUCCGUCUUGUGUCGGGACAUCAAAUCCAAAUGUGGCAUCAAAAUUAGAACCAGUGUUUCCGUCAGCUUACCAAGUGCCAUAUAAGUGUUCUUAUUGUGAACAAAGCGAAUCACAAACAGCUUCGAUUCGUAACAGUUUUGAUCAAGUACUUAAGCAAAGUGCAUUAAACCCGUCCGUCGUAGUAAAAAGUCCAAGUAGAAAUAAGUAUCCCAAUGAUUUCAAUCAACAAGACUUCGGAAAACGGAUUAAUAUUGUUAGGAGAGACUCAAAAGUUAAAAACUAGAAAUAUCAUGAUAGCUACAAUGCAUGUUGUGUAAUGAAGUGCAAAUUGUAAAUUUAGAUAUCUACAGCUCUCUAAAAACGUGACAUAUAAAUUAAUUUUAAUUCAAAAUUUCUUUUGUUAUUAUCAGUCAAUAUAAUUUUAACUGUCAUUUUUAUAAUUUUUAACAAUUGAAUGUUUUGUACAAUUUUAAUAAUUACUGGUAAUUAUUAUAACAUUUUCGGAUUUUAUUGGAAAAAUAUGCCAUAAGUCAUUACGUUGAAAUUAUAAAAGUUCAAAAUUUGUUUUCAUUUAUUAGAAAAAAAAAAAGUUUAACUAAUUUGUAUACAUUAAGAAACAAAAAAUUAAUCUAUGUAACAUGCAUACUACGCUAAUCUAUUUUCUACCAAUCAAUUUAUUUUAGCCCGUCCAGAAGUUACUAAAAUAACUUCUUCGUGGUAUAUUAAUAUCAAUGUAUAUUGUUUAGGUCAAACAUUUUGAAAUUUUUGUAAAUAUAAAUAAGUAACUUCUGGAUAGACUUUGAUUGGAUAUUGAAUAAAUAUGUUAUUAUAAUUACCCAAUAAUAAUAAUUAUUACAAAUAUAUAAAACUCAGUUGUGUUAUGAAA